AUGUGUGUGAAUUGUGUGAACUGUGGAGUAGAGCCAAAGCCUGUUGGUUUUAUUUUAUGGUCGGUCGUUCUUUUUCAAAAUGGACGGUUGAAAAAAGGACUGUGGGAACGGUCUAAGUUCAAAAAAAGAGAAUUGAGUACUCGUGAGUGUGUGUGUCGACUGUACUCAACUCUGAGUACUCGUGAGUGUGUGUGUCGAGUGUACUCAUCUUUGAGCACGUGCGCGCGUGAGAGACUGAGUACUCGUGAAGGUGUGUGUCGAGUGUACUCAUCUUCUCAAGCACGUGCCUGCGUGACCAGUAUUUCUUGGAACCAAGAUUCAUCAGCUAAGGUGGGUGUUUGCAUGUUACAUCAAGUGUAUAGAAAUGCAUGGUUUAGCGCGAGGAUUCUUAUAAGACAGUUAAACACAGAAAACAAUUUUGGGGCCCUUGGUACUCGUAGCUGUACGUCGGGAAACUGA
Lachancea sp. 'fantastica' is the source of this 459-nucleotide messenger RNA. The record is from the annotation of a GenBank genome assembly. NCBI's taxonomy places the organism in Eukaryota, Fungi, Ascomycota, Saccharomycetes, Saccharomycetales, Saccharomycetaceae.